GGCUACUCUAAGGUGAAGGUCAUUGUAAAGGGAAAGCACCGCAGAGAUGUUAGUGAUGAGAUUUUGAGAGUUUUGGAUUUGAAAUCUGUGAAAAAUGAAAAGAGGAAGAAAGCAACAAGAAUUGGCUAAUGGGUCACAGAGAGGUCACAAUGAAAAGCAAACUACCAAAGUGGUCAACUCUCAGCCAGAAAGAGUCAAAAGAAGAAGAGUUGACAAGGUGACAGAUGAAGGGGACAAAUUUCCUCAAGGAAAUCCCAAAACCAAACAAAAUAAAGGAGGGAGGAAAAGUAAAUCUCAAAACCAAAAACAGCAAAGUGAUAGCAAUAUGUCUGACAACAAACUAAAUAAGGUGUGUACUAGUAGCACUACACUUGAUACAGAGACAUCAAAGUACUUCUUAUCAGGCGAUGAGGCGGGUGCCCCUGAGUCUCCUACCUCUCCACCAGGGGGCAAGAUAAACAAGACAACCCCACACAGGAUGGACAGCCCUGAUGUUGGCUUUGAACAAAGAAAGGAAAAAUGGGCCAGCAUUUCUACCAUUGGGAAGGUCAGUGCAGCAGUCGAGAGAUCAGAAUCAACGGUCAAGGUGUUAAAGAGGACACGUUCUGACUUGACCUCCCUUACUAGUCACGGCAUCCCUAAGAAGGAGAAAUUAGUUUCUAGCAAAUCAGACACCUUCACUUUGGUGGAAAAGUUAGCAAGAAAGCCAAGAGCAGGAAGAGUCAGUCGAGGUCCGUCAAGUACUUCUUCUUCCCAGCCUUAUGCACCCAUAUGUGAAUUACUCUCUGAAAAAUUAAACCAGGAAGCACAGUUGAUAAAAUCUGAGAGAUCAAAUUAUGGUGGGUCGGAUUUGACUACAGAUGUAUGCAAUGAUGUACCAAAGAAAACUAAAUUAGUCUCAAGCAAAUCAGACUCUGCCAUUUUGAGAACAAAGAAGGUAGGGAAAAGUGGUGGAAAACCAAGGAAAGUAACAGUCAGUAGAGUUUUGGCAAGCAGUUCCACAUCUCAGCCUUAUCCACCCAUAUGUGAAUUACUGUCUGAAAAAUUGAAUCAAGAAGCACGAUUGAUAAAAGCAGCUGCAAAAAGAUCAGACAAAUCUGUUUCAUCUGAUGAAUUGAAAUCACAAAUACUCAAAGAUACAGGUAUGCCAGUCGUCAAAUUAAAGAAAAUGUCUGAAAAACUAAAAGCCAAGAAUCAAAAGAAGAAAUCACCUUCAGUUGAAGGCAAAGAAAGGAUGAAAGUGGAGAGUAGUGAAAGUCAUGUUAAGAGAAAGAAAACUGACAGUAAUGAUAAAAUUAAAAGGUCAAAAGCAGAGGAAAGUGACUCAUCAAAAUUAAACAAGACUCGGUCUACAAAUCUGAAAGAAGCACACAAAACCAACAUUACAUCAACCAAAAAGAAAAAGACUUCAGACAAGAAAAUUCAAAAGAUGUCUGCUGCAAAACAGAGUAAGAAACAGAAGGGUGAAGAAGAAGAUAAUAGUGAUGGGUUUGAAGAUGUAGAUGACAGUGUCAGUGGUCAUGAUACAAACUAUUCUGUGGAUGUCACACCAUUAGACUUACUAUUGCAACACGAGACCGAUGCCCCUGCUCUUAAAAGGGAGGACCCUAUAGUAGAGGAUAGUGACUCUGACUGGGAGGAAGUACAGGAUGUGCCAGGCAGUAGCAAGAAGCCAGAGAAGAGCCAGCUCCCAUCGAAGCCCAUACAGAUCACUGUGGAGGCCCCAGACUUACUAGGGAAGAAAAAAAAGAAAGGGUUUGACAUGGAGGGAUACGUGAGGAGGAUGUUGAACAGAAGGCAGAGGGAGAUUAGGGAAAACAUGCACAGGGUUCACCUCCUGUGUCUUCUGGCUAGUGGACUCCAGAGAAGUCAUCUGUGUAACAGCCCCCUCCUCCACUCCCAGGCCCUGUCCCUGAUCCCCAGGGGAUUCCUGACCACCAAGCCAGAGAGCUAUGACAGCUCCUCCAUACUGAAGUUAGUAGGGUGGUGCAGUGACAAGUUUCAGAUUGUUCCAGGACUCGAUGAAAUUGACACGGGUUUGAAGGAAGAUGUUCUAGUCAGCAGGUUCGAGAGUAGCUCUGUAGCCUCGGAGCAGGAGCUUGUGCAUAUAGUGGUUAUAGUUUUGAGGACUUUGGGUUUAGAUGCAAGGCUGGUGUUAUCAUUUCAACCUAUUUCCCUCAAACACCCAGGAAAAGUGUCCAAGGUAACAUUAAAGGAAACAAGUCCUGAAGUUUUAUCUCCAAGUUCAAGCAAGAGUCUUCCAAACAGUAAAACCCUCCAAAAUGACAAGAAGAAAAAGACGGAAACAAAACAGAAAGAAGAGGACAAGAAAAGUAAAAAUGCAGCAAAGACUGAAUCAAAAAGCAAAUCAAAGAACCUAAAAUCAGACUCCAGUGGGGAAAAUAAAUUGCAAUCAAGUGCGAGCAAAUCUGAGAAAUGUACUGAAAAUUCUUCCUCAGAUUCAAAGGAAUCCAAGACAUCUCAAAGGUUGAAGACUAAAAAUCACCAGAAGAGAAAAUGUGCCUCCAAAGUCCCAGUAAUUGACCUCAGUGACCCCAGCAGUGAUGAGGAGUGGGAGGAAGUGGUGACACCUAGUGGCAAGUUUGGGAACAAAGAUAACAGCAAGAGUGGUAUCAAGUCAAAGAAGAGAGCUAUGAGGAAGAACUCGGAGAAGAGUGGAUCUGACAGUGACUUUGACGUGGAAGUGAUCAAAUUCCGCAGCCCUGAGAGAAGUGGUCGGGGUGGCAAGAAAACCAAACAGUCCAACAAGAAAGUGGUGAGCUCUGACUCUGAUGACAGUGUCAAGAUCACCAAAACCAUGGUUAAAGAACAAGGCUCAGACCAGUGGGUGGAGGUGUACUUGGAGUCAGAUGGACAGUGGAUAUGCAUUGACUGCGUAAACAAAAGACUUCCCAAGCCACAUGAGCUGGAGAGAAAUGCAACGCAGCCUAUCAGCUAUAUCCUGGGAUUCGAAAAUGAUGGAAGCAUGAGAGAUUUGACACAGAAAUAUGUCUCUAAAUUUUCAUCGCACACUCGUAAACUCCGCACUGACCAGGAGUGGUGGACAGAGACGCUGGGCCCGUACAGGUCAACCAACCUCCACAGAGAGAUGAGGGAGAAUGAACAUCUGCAAAUGCAGCAACUGAAGCAGCCAUUUCCCACAAGUAUAACAGAGUUCAAAAACCAUCCACUGUAUGCCCUGAAGAGACAUUUGCUGAAGUUUGAGGCUAUCUACCCUGACACUGCAGUACCGCUAGGAUAUAUCAAGGGAGAGCCAAUAUAUGCCAGACAGUGCGUACAUACUUUAUGUUCUAGGCAGACGUGGUUGAAGGAGGCUCUGGUGGUCCGUGUGGGAGAAGAGCCGUACAAGAAGGUCAAGGCCAGGAUGACCAAGAACAGAGCUAGGACGAACAACGAGGAGCCACUGUUGGAAGUGUUUGGUCGCUGGCAGUGUGAGGACUAUAUCCCUCCCCCUGCUGUAGAUGGCAAGGUGCCCCGUAAUGAGUAUGGUAAUGUGGAGCUGUUCAAACCCUCCAUGUUGCCUGCUGGGACAGUCCACCUACAAAUUCCAGGAUUGAAUCGUGUAGCCAAGAAGCUGGACAUCGACUGUGCGGCGGCCAUGACAGGCUGGGACUUCCACAGUGGAUGGGCGUGUCCUGUGCUGGAUGGCUGGAUAGUUUGUGAAGAACACAAAGACAUCCUACUGGCAGCCUGGGAUGAGGAUCAGGAGGAACAAGAGAGGAGGGAGGCUGAGAAAAGAGAAAAGCGAGUACUUACUAAUUGGAAGACCUUGGUGAAAGGGUUACUGAUAAAAGAGAGACUGAAGCGCAAGUACAAUCUACAGGCAGCUCCAGACCUGGAAGAUGAUCCGUCUUGUUCCCAGUCUACAGGAGAGACAUCUGGUGGGGAGAAGGCAAUGGACGCAGCACUGUCAUGGCCGCGGAAUAGAAUGGAGGAGAACAAUACAGCCCUGGAUCAGAGCCAUUUGUUUCCCUCUGAAAAACUCUAAUUUGUUGGAUAUUUUACUACCUAACACUUAGUCGUAAAAAAUUGUUACUGCUCUUGGUGGGAAUUAUUUUCUUUCUCAACAGUGUAUACAAGACUAUGAAUAAACAUGAACAUGUGGAAAUGGCUGGUCACAUGCCCAAAAAUGAGUUAAUUGAAAUAAGAAAUAAUAUAUUAUUGGAGCAUUUUCUUUUUUACUCUAAAAACUCAGAAAGUUUAUUGUUUACUAGUUAAAUACAUGCACAGAACUAGAUGACAUAUUUUAGCUGCCAUAUUUCACACAUCAGAUAAAUCAUAUAAAUGUUUAGUUCAAAACCCAUCUGUUUUAAAUGUGGACACUUUAUAUGCAACAGAUGAACAAAUGAUAUUUUUGUACUGCAUUUUUUUUUUUGAUAAAAAAGAGUCAAAUAUCUGUUUUUUACCUUCUUUGUUUUUAGUUUAAAAGUAAACUAAACCGUUAGAAUCAUGUGGAUACUUUGUCACAAUGUGUAGAAGAUAAUCUAUUAGAGCUAUAUGAUUAAUAAUAUAAUAAAAAUACAUUACCUGU
Messenger RNA from Lingula anatina, 4552 nucleotides. Its product is annotated as DNA repair protein complementing XP-C cells homolog. NCBI's taxonomy places the organism in Eukaryota, Metazoa, Brachiopoda, Lingulata, Lingulida, Lingulidae. Gene Ontology annotation, biological process: nucleotide-excision repair; mismatch repair. The record is from RefSeq and is a predicted model, not a curated record. Gene Ontology annotation, cellular component: nucleus; cytoplasm; XPC complex. Gene Ontology annotation, molecular function: damaged DNA binding; single-stranded DNA binding.